AUGAGCACUGCCAUCGCCAUGGCUCCGUCGCCAGCACCUCACGACCGGCCCUCGUAUAUAGACAUGACCCCAUCGGCCCCCCAGCGCCACUCUGACCGGUCCAAGUCGCCACCAGUGCACCGUGUAGCUUCGGCCACGUCGAAUCAUGCCGACCACAGGGCAGGGAGUGGGAGCCCAGAGACAACUCCAGCCGCAAAGAGUCCCCCCAAUACGGCGCGAAUUGGCACGGCCCCGAAGAUCACGAUCAAGAAGGAGAUGCCAUCGUCGCCGGAUCUAUCGACGUCUCGACACCGACCCCGAAAACUCGACCUUUCAAAGAACACGGCCAGCGCUCACCCGGCGACCUCGCGACCCUCCGCGGGCCCGCUGACCGCGCGCGGCGGAGACGGGCUGUUGAUUCACGACGUCGGCCUGGCGUGUCUGUCGCCCGGGUUCGUCACCCAAGAUCCCACCAUGCGGGAACAAUUGCAACGCAGCAUCUCGGUCCGCGAGCAGCAGAGACAACUGAUCGUGUCGCGACUGCAGCAGACGGCCAAGCCCGGCGACGCCCCCAUGGAAAGUGCCCGGGAGCGUGAACUGGGAGGAUCGGCGUUCCCUGCCAAAACUCCCGGGACGUCCAAGAGGAAAGCGCCUCCGGGGCUCAGCAUCGUCGCACCAUCUCAUGAGCAAUUCGCGCACGAGAGGGUGAUUCAAUCGGCCCCUCUGCACCAAUCCUUCACCGGACGACACCAAGCACACCCGCUCACUCGACACAUCCAAAAUCCCUCGUCGAACCUCGCCAACACGUCGCACAUCCACCACGUCCCAGCAACGCAGACCAGCAACCGCCUUCCGCCCAUCACCGAUGUGUUCGCCGCCGAGGGUCUCGGUGCCCACCGUGAGGUCCAGACCAGCCGUGGUGCGUUCUUCCCCAACAACGCCGGAUCCGCCGCCAACUCCUCGCAUUCGAAUACGAGACCGGCGUUUCCGUCCCCCGGGCGCAACAACCAUCAGCCGCCCCCCUCUGCCCGACCUCGGGAGUACCGGUCCGCCGAAGAUGCGCAAGCAGAACUGGCCGGUGGCCGACCCGAGCUCUUGCCCAAGCUCGUACACUAUGGCCGACAUCAGCAACCUCCCACGCCACCGUCUCCCCUGACCGGCACGGCCAUGAGAUACAGUGAAUCUGCGCGCAGCGGCGGCCCGCGGAGGAGAGCCCGCGCCGAGUACGAAGAAGGCGGCAGCCCACCCCUCGGAACCGGACCGUCCGCGAGUCGACGCGGACCGUUUGGCGAAGGCCGCGAUAGUCCCGCGAGCCAGCAGCGCAAGAAGGAGGAGUUUAUCCGACUGUGUGACCGAGCGUGGGAUCUCUUUCACUCCUAG
Molecule: messenger RNA, 1359 nt
Organism: Drepanopeziza brunnea f. sp. 'multigermtubi' MB_m1
Lineage: Eukaryota; Fungi; Ascomycota; Leotiomycetes; Helotiales; Drepanopezizaceae
Source: RefSeq, a predicted model, not a curated record